Corylus avellana is the source of this 1098-nucleotide messenger RNA. RefSeq lists its product as uncharacterized. Lineage: Eukaryota; Viridiplantae; Streptophyta; Magnoliopsida; Fagales; Betulaceae. The record is from RefSeq and is a predicted model, not a curated record. Gene Ontology annotation, molecular function: RNA binding.
AGGAACAUUGAUCAGUUUAGUCCUGGACAACAAUUAUAGUGAAUGGCGCAACAAGCAGUGCAGAAGAACACGCUGUACGUGGGAGGGCUGGCGGAGGAGGUGAACGAGGCGAUACUCCACGCGGCGUUCAUACCCUUCGGGGACAUUAAGGACGUCAAGACGCCGCUGGACCAGGCCACCCAGAAGCACCGCUCCUUCGGCUUCGUCACCUUCCUCGAGAAAGAGGACGCCUCCACCGCCAUGGACAACAUGGAUGGCGCCGAGCUCUACGGCCGCGUCCUCACCGUCAAUUACGCCCUCCCCGAGCGCAUCAAGGGUGGCGAGCAAGGCUGGGCCGCCCACCCCAUUUGGGCGGAUGCGGACACAUGGUUUGAAAGGCAGCAGCAAGAAGAAGAAAUGCAGCGUAUUCAGGCGGAGAACCGGGCUGCAAUGGAGGCUGCAGAGGAGUUGCAUCGAAAAAAAAUGGCCCAAGAGCGAGAAGGGGAAAAGGAAGAUGAAACAGUGAUCAAGGAUGAUCCCAUGGCAAGGGCUGAAGCGGAGGUUUUGGAACAGAAUAGUUAGUUCUUAGCUACCAAAAUGAGCACUUGAUGAGCUUCGCUCAUCAUUCUUACCGAUCGUUUUUAUCAAAUCUCUAAUAUGCCACAACUCUUGUGUAAAUGAAUACUAGUAUUCCUGUAGAUGGGGAUUUGCUUCCUCUAUACGACUGGUAGGGGGUCCAGCUCAUCUGAUAAUAGAAGUACCUUUGUAAGGACUCCAUCUCAACAUCAAUUCGCAUUUGAUGGCUAUUUUACUUGAACAUUUUCAUUAAUGCCUCCCGCUUGUAGCUCGAAGUCAAGCAGAAAGUAGAAAGAAAGCCCGAGGUGCUGACCCGCAGCGAGGCAGGCCCGUCUAUCCCGAUCAGGAUGAUCUUGAAUUAAGAUUUGCUUGUUUUUACUUGAAUUAAGACUUGAAUGAAGCAGAAACCCGGGGGAAAUCUUGAUUUGCUUUGUGAUCUUUUGAUUUUGAUAACUUCUUUCUGCUUCAUGGAUGGCCUAGUAGAUUUUGUGGUGGACAAUGGUCCAUGAUUUCUAUUUUAAGUUCACUCCUGGGUUAUUUGCA